Molecule: messenger RNA, 2798 nt
Organism: Pantherophis guttatus
Lineage: Eukaryota; Metazoa; Chordata; Lepidosauria; Squamata; Colubridae
Gene: MAFA
Product: MAF bZIP transcription factor A
Biological process (GO): insulin secretion; response to glucose; regulation of transcription by RNA polymerase II
Cellular component (GO): nucleus
Molecular function (GO): RNA polymerase II cis-regulatory region sequence-specific DNA binding; DNA-binding transcription factor activity, RNA polymerase II-specific
Source: RefSeq, a predicted model, not a curated record
GGCCGGGGCGGCGGCGGGGGCGCCGUCGUGGGGCCGGGGGCGGCUCUGGCGGCCCGGGGCGCGGCCUGAGAUGGCCUCGGAGCUGGCCCUGAGCGGGGCCGAGCUGCCCACCAGCCCGCUGGCCAUCGAGUACGUCAACGACUUCGACCUGAUGAAGUUCGAGGUGAAGAAGGAGCCGGCCGAGGCGGAGCGUUUCUGCCACCGGCUCCCGCCGCCGGGCUCGCUCUCCUCCACGCCGCUCAGCACCCCCUGCUCCUCCGUGCCCUCCUCGCCCAGCUUCUGCGCGCCCAGCCCCGGCGGACAGCCCGCGCCCGGCCUCGGAGCCCCGACGGCCGCCGGAGGAGGAGGAGGAGGAGGCGGCGGCGGCAACGGCAACGGCGCCCUCGGGCCGGGCAAGGCGGCGGCGGCGCAGCUGGAGGAUCUCUACUGGAUGUCGAGCUAUCAGCACCACCUCAACCCCGAGGCGCUCAACCUGACCCCCGAGGAUGCCGUCGAGGCGCUGAUCGGAGCCCCCCACCACCCCGCCGCCGCCCACCACCACCACCACCACGGGCACCACGGCGGGCCGGGUGGCGGGGGCGCCCCCGGGGGCAGCUUCGACGGCUUCCGAGGGCAGCCCUUCCCGGGCGAGGAGCUGCCCCCCGGCGCCACCGGCCCCCACCCGCACCCGGCCCUGGGCCACCACCACCAUCACCACCACCACCACGGGCCGGGCGGGGCCGGGGGCGGCGGCCACCACCACCACCAUCACCACGGCCACCACCACGGGCACCACCACCCGGGCCACCUGCACGCGCGGCUGGAGGAGCGCUUCUCCGACGAGCAGCUGGUCUCCAUGUCGGUUCGCGAGCUGAACCGGCAGCUGCGGGGCUUCAGCAAGGAGGAGGUGAUCCGGCUGAAGCAGAAGCGGCGCACGCUGAAGAACCGCGGCUACGCCCAAUCCUGCCGCUACAAGCGCGUCCAGCAGCGGCACAUCCUGGAGAACGAGAAGUGCCAGCUGCAGGGCCAGGUGGAGCAGCUGAAGCUCGAGGUGACGCGCCUGGCCAAGGAGCGAGACCUCUACAAGGAGAAGUACGAGAAGCUGGCCGGGCGCGCCUUCCCCCCCGCGCCCCCCAACGGGGUCCGGGAGCCGCCCCCGCCGCCCCCCGCCCCCGCCAAGCCCGCGGACUUCUACCUGUGAGACGGGGCCCCGACGGGGCGGACCAGCGGGGCUCGCCUUGCCCGGCCCGACGGAGGAAGAAGACGCGGGCGCAGCGCUUGGAAGGAGGAGGGGAUCCGCCUGACACCCCCCCCCCCAGUCUGUCUGUCCGUCCGCCUGGACGUGUGGACCCUCCGACGGCACCACAGAUGGCCGCCUCCGCCCGGGCCCCUCUGGACGGAGAGAGACUGACCGCGCAGCACGGACGGAUGGAAAGGAGCCGCUUGUCGUCGGCCCAGCCGGGCGAAGGACGCUUCGACGGAGACCCCCCCACUCCUUUCUUCUUCUUCUUCUUCCCCGGGGACCCCUGCAUGCCGGCCAUGUAUGGGAUUUAGCCCGCCUCGCGCCUCUUCCCCCGACGGGGCGCCCUGCACCUGGCGAGACCGCCUCCGUCCGGCUCUCGCUCCUUCCUUCCUUCCUUCCUUCUCUUUCGACGGGGCGGCCCGGGGCGCCCACUUUGCCGGCGGGGGACUCGGCUCGUUCGGCCUCGGAAGCUGGGUUGAGUUUUCUUUGCCUUUUUAUCUGCCCCCAUUCCCCCCCCCCCCACCCUCCAAAUUCCUGAUCUGUGUGUCUGUCUGUCCUUUUUUUAAGACGGGGAACUGAGCCAAUUAACUUAUUAAAAGUGUCCACUUGUACAGCGGUCGCCUUUGCCCCCCCUCCUCUUCUCCCUUCCCCCCCCCCCCGCCCCCACCCCCGAUUUUCUCCAGCCUUCAUUUGCUUGGUGUUUAAACGAAAAGAGAAAAAAAAAAACGAACUUCAAACACGAGUCUUAAAUAAAAGUUUGUAUGUAAUAGCAUGCAAAUAAUAUAAGAAUUAAUUUAACGAUGAUGUUGACAGAGCCGAAUGCACUAUAUACAGUAAAUUGGAUUAAAAUAAUGCUGUUUGUUUUAUAGAGAUUUAAAAUUAUCUAUGCUGUUUAAAACAAUUAUUUGGGAGGGGAAAAAUUAAACACUCCUUUAAGAUGAUUUGAAAGGCAAUAGAUGAAUAUAUGAGCUGCUAUAUUAAUGUUACAAAUACUAUGCACCAGAAUUAUUUAUUAAAUGUCAAGGAAGCGAAAUGCAAGUCGGAACCUUGAUUUAUAAAAUGCACACUUUAUUUAUUGCAGAAUCAACCCAGAAAAAAACCUUGCAGUUAAUGCUUUUCAAGGGAAAGCUUUACUGAACUGGAUUUGGGGUGGUGUUGUUUUUAAACGUUUAUUUAAAAAAUAAAAUAAAAAAAUGAAACCGUAAAGGAAUAAGGAUGCUAAAUGAAUAAUGGGCGUUUCUCAAAAGCCCAAAACAAUUUGUGAAAUUUUGGAAACUGGUGCAUUUUUAGGUGCGAGGCAUUUUAAAUGACCUUUCAAUUUUUGUGGUUUUUAACAGUUUCAUCUAGAUAAAAUCGAUUUUCCUCUGAAGCUUUGAUUCAGUUCUUAAUCUUUAUUUCUUUUUCCACAUCCUGCUCUUGAGCCAUGCAGGCAGUUACAACCUCAAACCAACUUAAUAUUUAUAUAUAGAUAAAUAUAUUUUUUGUUUAUUUGUCAUGAACUGUUUCUGUUUGUGUUCAGGCAUCCUAGCUUUCAUUUGCUACGAAACAAAAAAAAAUAAAUCUCUUUAGACAUAAA